AUGAAUGAAGCUUCCAGGGAUUUAGUUUCACAGCAUCCAUUGUAUCUCGCAAUGUCUAAAUGCGUUGAAGAUGAAUUAGAGAUGUACGGUUAUCGUGAUUUUUAUCCAGGUUGGAGAGUGAUGACAGUUGAUUACCGGAUUCUAAUUCACGAGUUGUUUAAGGUUGAUAAUCAAGAAAUGGAUCAUUUUAUUUCAAGAGUUCAAACUCGAUAUCUGGAGUUUCUUAUAGACUUAAGGAGAAGCUACCCACACCAUGUUAAGAGGCUAUUCAGGCUCAUUUUGUCGCUUCCUAUGUGUGAAUAUGAAAUAGAGAAUAAGAGUAAUUCUUCGAGUAGUGGUAAUAAAGGAAGCUCUAAUAAUUACAUCAAACAAUUUCCCUAUUUUAGGUGCGGUAACAAUUAUUUGACAGAAAUGGGGGAUGACGAAGUGGCCAUCACUAUAAGGGAAAUUUUCCGUCGAAUAGAGGAUAACGAUUUGGCAGACGCCCUUAUAGGUUUUGCUUUCCAUGAAUACGAAUUGAUUCCACUAGAAGGGGCCUUAGAAGGACCCUUUCGAGACGCUUUUAUUACAUAUUUGAUUCGCCCAAUAUGUAAAAUGUUGAAAAUUGCUUUAGACAUUGUAACGAAAGUUGAGACUGAACGACCAGCUACAUGGCACCGACCUUUACCUCUUAUUGUCGACUUCAUGUGUCGAACUGACAUAGUUAUUAGUAAAGGGAGCCUAGUGUAUUGUGUUACAGAGGUUAAAAAGUAUCCUCUAUUGCCUGACUAUAAUGGCAAGCCAUUAGACGGAAUAAGAAGCAUUUUUUCAGAUCAAAAGGAAAUAAUGAAACAGCUAAUCUGCGAGAUGCUUUAUUUCAAGACUGACAAGGGAAUACUUACAGACUCUUAUGUCGUUGUGUUUGUGGAACUAGACCUUGAUUCUUUCGAACGGAACGUUCACAACCUGAGACCAGUGAAAAUGGGCAACGAAUCAAAAAAAAUAGUUCCAAUUAAGUAUCUGAUUCGAAACUGCCACUCGGCUAAACCCACGUUGCGAGAAUCACUAUUGGCGUACAUCUAUAAAUCAGUCGAGGAAGAUUCGAAAAUGAUAAUCAAACAAGAAAGGGUUCGCAGAUUGGAAGAACAUCUAAAGCUAUCUGGAGAAGCAUUGACGGACGCGAUCUUGAGUGAAGAAAGCCUGAACCUGUCGGAAGGUUCUGGAAGUCGCCCAAGCACAAGAGGUACGAACAUGUCCGUGUUCGAAUCUAUUAGUGAGGAGACCGAACAAGCGAAAGAGGGAGAAGCAGAUGAAAUGCCUAUCAAUAUGCCUAAGAACAGUAACUACGUUUUAAUGCAAAAUUCAGAUGUAUUUAAUGCACAAUUAGUUAAACUAGAGGCUAUAUGUUUCAAGAGAUUCUUGCUAGAACUGAUCGAUGACAACACAACUCUAGUUGCAAAGGUGUAUGACCCGCGCAUGGUUAACAGAUAUGAAUUUAAAGGUUAUUCUUUUGAAGAAAAGAAAGACGUGUGUUAUGAAUGGUACCGCACUGAAAGAUUAUGCUAUUCAAUCUUGUCCAAAGACCCUGAGUUCAAUAGUUGCUACGUUCGUCAAAAGAUGGGGCAGGUCAUGAUUACCAUGGACAAACUGUAUGUUGCGAAAGGGCACUUCAACCUUUUUCGAUAUAUCGAGAAAGCCCCGUUACCGAAAGACCGGGAAACAUAUGAGAAGGCUAGGAAACAAUUGGAGGUGAUUCACCGGAACGGAAUUGUACACAGGGAUAUUAAAGAAGACAAUAUUCUCUGUACAAAAGAAGGGCAAGUAUACAUCAUUGAUUUUGCACUUUCUAGGCCCAAUGUUAAUAUUUAUGAUAGUGGACUGGAGCAGCAAGAUUUUAAUGCUUUAGAACGUGUGUUUGUUUGA
This is a messenger RNA of Debaryomyces hansenii CBS767, 1902 nucleotides long. Its product is annotated as DEHA2D12650p. Gene Ontology annotation, biological process: protein phosphorylation. Gene Ontology annotation, molecular function: protein kinase activity; ATP binding. Bases 1 to 1902 code for a protein of 633 amino acids. The transcript has a single exon. Lineage: Eukaryota; Fungi; Ascomycota; Pichiomycetes; Serinales; Debaryomycetaceae. The record is from RefSeq and is a predicted model, not a curated record.